Molecule: messenger RNA, 837 nt
Organism: Verticillium alfalfae VaMs.102
Lineage: Eukaryota; Fungi; Ascomycota; Sordariomycetes; Glomerellales; Plectosphaerellaceae
Exons: 2
Coding region: 1-285 (94 amino acids)
Source: RefSeq, a predicted model, not a curated record
AUGCCCACCACCAACAAGUCGGGGUGCGGCUGCGCCACUACGUGUGCGGCGUCAUCGACAGAUUACUCCCUCACACAUCCUUCGCCGAAUGCAUCCAAGGCUGGCUGGCUGAAGAUUGCUCACGACACCCACCUUGAGAGACCUGGAGCGCAAGAUGGAGUGACUGGCUGCCAAUAUUACGAGCGCGCGGCGUCGCAAGAAGGUGUGGCUGCCGUCUUUUCUCCUUUGCACAAGACCAGUUCUGGCCGUCAUGUCUUGCAUCUAGGCCUGAAACGGGCGUUGUGAGUAUUGCAGGCGGCGGAUCCGGUGAGGGUGCGUUCGUAUUGGGAUCACAAACCUGGCCAUCUUACUUCCAUCAUGACGCCUAUGCAGCCCUCGUCUCGUGGAAUAAACGUCGAGAGAGUAUAUCCUUUGUGGUUGAAAAUGGCAAAUGACGCGCAGCAGCAUAUUGUCAGCCUCCUAGAUCGAUGCAAGGCUAAUCACCACAUCUCGGAGCGCAGGCAGUGGUCGCCAGGAUGAGCCUUGGAGGGUAGCAUCGGACUCGCUGCAUCACAUCGCCGUUCCUCCUUCGACAGUCGACGCCUUGCCAAUCACAAGGCGGACCAUGGUCCGACCGGCGUAACCAAAUCGGCACCAUCCCUCUUUGUUGAUGGCUGCAACUUGGGCGAAUCGAUGUUGGUCGUGGCCCCUCCACAUUGUCCCAUUUCCCCCUUGCGCGUGUCGAUCGCAUACACAGGUUGCUUCUUUCUUUCCUGGCAUAGCGCACCACCACGCGGAGCCAGGCUACAGGUAGAGACGGGACGUCCUUCGAUUCGAUGUAUUGCAUGCAUGGUAGCU